AUUUCUCUGUCUUCGUAAUUUUUUUCUUUGCAGAUUUUUGCUGAUCCGUUUCUGCAAAUAUCUGCGCGAACCCACUGGUUUCAAGUAUUGAGAGAAGCGCUGCAUUCUUAUCUUCUGUAUUACAGGCGAUCAACUUCUCGUGAAGAACCUUCCCUAAUUCGUGGAGAAGGUUAUGCGUAAUUUUGGGUUUAAGCACUGGUGUUCGAUGGUGCAGAGAAGGUCCGCUGGAAGAAUUAUCAUCCGAUUUCGGAUUAGUGGCCUUUACCCUUGAUUUGUUUGGCUUCGAAUACGGAGCAUAAUUCGCAUUGUAUUCGGCAAAUGGUUGUUUUAAUGGCUUUGAGGGUUGUAAGGGCGGGUUAGACACUGUCCAGCCGCCUGGUGGACCACAGCGCUGCAAGAUUAAUUUCCAUCGGUUAAGCGAAUGUAAUACUAACGUAUUAUUCAUCAAACAGCUUAAAAUCGACUUACAAGCAGUCCCAUUUCGUCACUCGAAAAUGGGAGCAGGGUUGAAUUAGUUCCUCCCUUCUUUUUUCGCAUUUCUUGUUCUUUUGCCAUUUUUUCUCUCUCCUCCUUUCUGAUCCUCUUCACAUCCUUAUCAUAGUCAAAUUCAGGACAUUGUGGAAGAUAUUCAUUCCUCUGCUCAUUCCUGUGUAAUAAAUUUUUCCUUAAUUAUAAGCAAUUUUUCAAAUCCAAUUUGGAUACUAAAAUUAAAUUACAGCAAGCUUUAUGAAAUCGUGUUUAGAGAAAUGGGAGCAGACGUAUGUACAUGCAAACAUGGUUGCAUAAUAAAGUCAGAGGCAGCUUGAGACUUAUGCAUAAAAGUCGAAAGAGAAGGGUUUUUACCAAUGGGUUGGAACUCAACGAAUAAGUUCUGAAAUGCGUAAAAGUGAGUUCUGUAUCAUGGACAAGUAAAUAAGGAUCACUAAACUGGACGGCAUCUUUGUAUUUAUAGAUCUAUGGUUUUGUAUAUGCGGUGUACAUUGGACGAGGGGAAAAAGUCAAACCUGCUCGAUUUAUCAGUAAAGUUUACGCGAUGAUCUUUCUCUCUCUCUCUCGCCACACACAAAAUGAUGCCAUGCAUGCAUAUAUAUGUAUGAAGCCAAAAUUUUGCACACAAACUACGAAUUGAAAUCACGAACAACUAACCGUAUUUGCUCUGGAAUUUCUUUUGCCUGUCUUUCAUGAAUUUCUUCUCGUGAUUCCUUGGCAGGUUCCUCUUCAGAUUCAUUUAGUAACUCCUGCGUCUGGUCCGUCACUUUUUCUGAAUUGUCAACAAGUUGUUCGGAAUGAGUCACACUUUCGGUUUCAGAAGCACUUUCUCCCUCUGUUUCCGAUUCCGACACCUCCUCGUACAUCAUUUUUUAAUUUAAUCAAUUUCAAAAUUUGGCAAAAUUAACUGAUUCACUUUGUUAGUCAGAGCUGCAACUACAUGACUUACUACGGAGACAAGAGUAUGACAAAAUACUGAACGGAUGCAAUUACCAUUAAUCUUGAGUAAACAAUCCUAAAGAUCAGGGUUAGAGUAGAUCAAAUUUCUCACUCUCAUCCACAGUCCCAGUUUCUCAAUCUGAUCUUGGUUUCUUCUUAGUUUUAAGAUUCACUUUUGCCCACAAAGCAUCCUUAGAAAAUAAAUAAAUUAAUUCACUGAAAAAUGGACGACUUUGAGAAAAGUCAAAGUUUAUCUCAAAUGGGAAUUUAUUACCACAGGACGAGGCAGUAUCGGCAAGCUUUGGAGGUCCUCACCGAAGCCAACAAGUGCCUCAAAAGAUUUUCAAAAGAUCGUGACUCAACUUUUCAACUUCAAGUCUUGACAGAUUUAAUCGGUGUCAAUGAGGACUUAGCAAUAGUCUGCUUGCAUGAACUGGAAAAAGAAAAGUGUAUCGCUGGAGUACACCCUGACAAUGUGGAGUCCAUGGAAGAGGAGGAGAGUGACGACGACGGAAAAUCUUCACAAUUUGAAAGCGACGACGACGAGGAACCACAAGUGCUUAUCUCAGAAUUAGAGACGGGUGUACCCGACGAGGAGGAGGAAAGCUGCAAUGACGGGAAACUUGACCAGGAAAGGAAAAUUACCGAGGAAGAAAACAUAAGCGGAAUUAAGGGCAACUCUGAUAAUAAACAAGGUAUUUGCCACACUGAGGAAAACGACAAACCUUCGACAGCAACGGGGGACCAUAAACAGCCUGAGGUUCUGCCAACCACAAACAACUUACCUACAGCGGUCAGACUGACUAUGCCUGUUAGCUGUGGCUUGGCUGAGACGUUCAAUCCAGUAACAAAUCCGUUAGUUUCUCUAAUGGGUAUGGAUUCAGAAAUCCAUUUCUCAUAUGUAAAUCCCUCAGCCAACAGCGGAACACAAACCAUUUCUAUGCAAGAUCUUACUGAAAACAACGAAAAUGCCACAAAGGGAAAAUCGACUAAUAAGGAAGCAGUUAAAUUAAAGGAAAAAGCAGUUGCCAUAACUGAUCACAUUAUUUUACAGUGUCUCGUGAAAACAGGAAGUGGGAGGCUGUCGGACGUGAUUGGUUUGGACCACGUUAUCGUGAGUAUGAAGAAAACCAUUUUCCUACCAUUGGUGGCGGAGAAAGAAUUUGGCAGUGACCUUCAAGGCGUGCUGCUUUUUGGACCUUCUGGGGUUGGAAAAACCCAUAUCUUAAGCUGUCUUGUGGGGGAGCUUAACUAUAUAAAAGAGGAAAAGUGCAAAACCUUCCCAACGAUAAGCAUCUGGAAGGUAGAGCCAAAAGACAUCUUGCAUAAGUGGAUAGGUGACUCAGACAAGUACCUCAGUCGGAUUUUCGAGUUGGCUCAAGAGAAGCGCCCGUCGAUAAUAAUUAUUGACGAGAUCGACUCUCUAUUAUGUCAGCGAAAAGAGGACGAUCCUGAACACAUUCGACGGCUCAAGACGGGAUUUCUUUCGUGCAUGGAUGGCCUAAAUAAUUAUUCUGGAAUCGUGGUCGUGGGAUUGACAAAUUUUCCGCAGCAUUUGGAUUAUGCAUUCAGGCGAAGGUUUUCGAAAAGAAUUUAUAUUGGAUUACCCGAUUCCUUUGCAAGGGAGCGAAUACUAGCACACUAUUUAAAGAAAACAAAUCUUUUAACGGAAUCAUUCGAUCUUGGCAAAAUAUCUUCAAUGACUGAGGGUUUCUCUGCCCACGACCUUGCUGUUGCCAUUUCAAAACUACAAGCACUUCAGUACACUAGUAACUUUUCCUCGGACGGUGUGAACGAUAUUGUCCAACUCAUGAAGGUGGGCUGCAAGCCAACAACAUUGAUAACCCAGGAAAUGUUUGAAGGAUUAAUUCGGACUGAUGGAUCAACCAAUGGGGCCACGAACGAUGAGAAAACCCUUGAUGAGCUUAAAAGGUGGGGACGAGAAUUCGGAGCAGAGGGGAUGACUCAACCGGUUUAUUAUGAAGGAGAGUAUGAGCCAACGCUCAGCUCGUGCCUAUUUGAAAUGUUUUGCUGCCUGUUUUACUAAACAUGAUCUUACUCGAUAAAUAUUAUUUAAAUUCAAUAAAUGCACAUCUAUUAUCAACUUA
Molecule: messenger RNA, 3536 nt
Organism: Folsomia candida
Lineage: Eukaryota; Metazoa; Arthropoda; Collembola; Entomobryomorpha; Isotomidae
Product: vacuolar protein sorting-associated protein 4B-like
Exons: 9
Coding region: 1652-3475 (607 amino acids)
Biological process (GO): vacuole organization; endosomal transport
Molecular function (GO): ATP hydrolysis activity; ATP binding
Source: RefSeq, a predicted model, not a curated record